AUGAGAAGAACACUGAUGGAGCCAAAAACAUCACAACUCCCUCAUAAGCCAGUUGAAGAUGAGACACCACUCUACAACCAAGAAUUUCUCGACUUCCUUUCUGGCUUGCCAAAGGAGAGAGUUAUCGAGAAAUUCGAAUCAUAUCAGUACCAAGGAUUUUGGUAUAAUCCUCCACUUCUGCAUGGUAUUUUUAACAUGCAGAAGCAUUUUCAGCCCUGCGAAAAUGAUAUCUUCCUUGUUACUGCCCCUAAAUCAGGCACCACCUGGUUGAAAGCUAUGAUUUAUGCAUUAAUGAACCGCAAAGCUUACCCUCCUCAGAGUCCUCAUCAUCCUUUGCUUAACAACACUCCCCAUCAGCUUGUUCCUUUUCUGGAAUUUAUCAAUCCCUCUAAAUAUGGCUCGGUCUGCAACUCACCGGAUAGAACCACUAGGAUCCUCGCAACUCACUGUCCGCUGAUCAGCCUCCCGAAAUCCAUUACUGAUGAUGCUAGCCCCUGCAAAAUUGUUUACCUCUGCAGGGACGUCAAGGACAACUUUGUUUCACUUUUUCACUUUGCUCAAAAGAACCAAUGGCACAUUUCAUUAGAGGAUUCCUUUGAAUUGUACUGCAAAGGGUUCAGUGGAGCCGGACCCGUUUGGGAUCAAAUCUCGGGAUAUUGGAAGGAGAGCUUGGACAGGCCACAUAAGGUGUUAUUCAUGAGGUACGAAGAGAUGCAAAAUGAGCCUCAGUUUCAGCUCAAGCGACUUGCUCAUUUUCUUGGGAAACCAAUUUCUGAAGAGGAUGAAAAAUCAGGUGUAGUUGAUCAAAUUAUAAAUUUGUGUAGUUUCGAUACCCAGAGUAGGCUAAAGGUUAAUAACACAGGGGAUUUGGUGUGCGGUUUAAGCAACAGUUCAUUUUUCCGCAAAGGUGUAGUUGGAGACUGGAAAAACCGUUUAACCAUUGAUAUGGCUUCUAAGUUAGACCAGAUAACAGAAGAAAAAUUCCAUGCUUUUGGGUUAUCUAUAUGA
Molecule: messenger RNA, 1008 nt
Organism: Daucus carota subsp. sativus
Lineage: Eukaryota; Viridiplantae; Streptophyta; Magnoliopsida; Apiales; Apiaceae
Product: cytosolic sulfotransferase 13
Exons: 1
Coding region: 1-1008 (335 amino acids)
Biological process (GO): sulfation
Cellular component (GO): cytoplasm
Molecular function (GO): sulfotransferase activity
Source: RefSeq, a predicted model, not a curated record